GCAUCUCAUGUGCUGGAUGUGGGAGCAAGGACUUUCACUAAACCUCCCUCUCUCUCUGUAUUGCUCUCUCUCCGUUUUUUUUUUUUUUACUCAAUCUGGAAAGCGGAGGGGCUGCUUCCAACACAGGCGGGCUGUGGCUAUUGCAGUGAAUACUGCAUUCAGAAACUGAGGCAGCCUGGACAGCAAUGUGUGAAGUUCCUCGCUCAUAACCACACAGCAGGAUCUCUACAAUUAUCUGUAGUUAACGCGUGUGUCCGUGUCUCUUUUUCUUUUUUUUUUCCAGAAGUGACCAAUAUUAUUAGUUCAGACAUGCAAUACAAAAUAACAUGCCUCAGUAGGAUGCAAUAGAUAGGGUAUAUCUUGGACCAGCCUGGUGUGAAUAGUGAAGUUAUAAAAAUGCAAUUGUCGGUGCCUGGGGAACACAGUGGAAUUUAGAAGAACAGAUACCGUUGCAGACUAGCAAUAUGCCUGACUGCACUUGAGUCAAAUCACUGGGAAGCUGCUUCAUAUUCCAUGUAACGGGCUAUGGCUGAUUGGAGAAUAGCAAAAUAGAAAUGGAAAUGAGAAGGAAAACAUUUAAUAGAGCCAGUGGUAUGUAAUUUUGAUUCUUUUAGGAGGAAUUUGAUAAAGACAUGCCAAGGAAUCAUGUGGAACAGUAACAUUUUACAGCCAAAGUCAUCCCUCCUCAGGACUCAUUUUAGAACACUAGUAGAUGUGUUCUUUUCUGCACAAAUUGUGGACAUACAAAUCUACUUCGGAUUCAAUAUUUGAUGUUUUUUUUGAGGAUAGGUUGAUGUAAAAGUCCCCCAUGGUUUCUACCCUAUUGAAGAGCCUGGUCUUCUAUAAUAUAUAUAAGCUUUGCAAAGGAAUGUUUACAAAGAAAUUGGGAAAUCCUACAAAAAAGAAAGAGAGUUCAAGCAAAAAGGAACAGGAUAUUUCCCAAUUAGGCCUAUCAAAGAACCCAAACAUUUCAUCUACCAUUAAAAGCACAGUAAAAAAGAUUGCCAAGUGUUCAUCUUCCUGUAACUUAUCAACUGAAGAAGAGACAAUAAAGAAAGAUUUUUCUCUCUCUCCAACUUUCAGUUACAGGGUAGCUAUUGCCAAUGGUCUCCAAAAUAAUAUUGUGGUAGGUGAUAGUAAUGAGGAGGGUCUUCAGGAAAUUUCAUCUCUUGAUAGUUCAUAUUCAGAAUCCCUAAGUGAAACAAGGGCUAGUAGUAGCAUUAAGGAAUACUCAUCACACACAAUGCCAGUGAGGCGCAAUAGGAAGAGCUUGAAUAGUCUAGCUCCAUCUGAUGGGAGCUCAGAUGGGGAACGGACAUUGCACAGUCUUAAAAUGGGUGCUUUACGUAAGUUACGGAAAUGGAAGAAAAGUCAAGAGUGCGUUUCUUCAGAUUCAGAGGUGAGCACAUGGAAAAAGUCAUGGGGCUUGCGAAGCAAAUCCUUAGACAGAACUGUCCGGCAGCAGAAACCCAAUACACUUGAACCAAGCUUUAGCUCCACUGGUUGCAUUAGUCAGACACAUGAUGUUAUGGAAAUGAUUUUUAAAGAACUUCAAGGAAUAAGUCAAAUAGAAACUGAGCUGUCAGAACUAAGGGGACAUGUAAAUUCUCUUAAACAAUCAAUUGAUGAAAUUUCAAGCAGUGUGGAGGUUGUGCAAAGUGAAAUUGAACAGUUACGAACUGGAUUUGUACAAUCAAGAAGAGAAACAAGAGAUAUUCAUGAUUACAUUAAACAAAUAAGUCACCAAGGCAGCAUGGCCGGCCUUCGAUUUUUAAAUGUGCCUGAAGAAAAGCAAGAAAAUUGUGAAAGUGUGGUUUUUAAAAUUUUAGUAGAGAAAAUGGGAUUUGUGGAUGCACAAAGCAGCAUGAAAAUUGAGCUUGCCCAUAGAAUUGGACAACAAAGAGAAUGCCCCAAUGCAAAACCUAGACCAAUUCUUGUAUAUUUCGGAAAUCCACAACACAGAGAUUUAGUGUUAAAAAAAUGUUAUAAACUAAAAGGGACUGGAAUUGGGGUUUCAACAGAUAUUCUUACUCAAGAUUUGAAAAUUAGAAAAGAGAGACCUUUACCAUCUUCUCAGACAUAUGAGAGCAUGGAUAUGAAAUUCCCAGCACUGGAGCCAAAGAUUAAUCGUAAUGAAUGGGAAUCCCAUGAAGAUAGCGAUAAGGAAUUAGAACCUGAUAUUAACAGGAAUAGUUACGCAAUGAGUUCUAAACCAGAGGCUCAUAUUAAAAUCAACAGCACCAAAAGAAGUAGCCAGACAUCUCAUAACAAAAGAUCUCAUAAGAUCUGUGAUGAUGCCACAUACACAGCUAAAGAAGAGGAUUUCCAGUCACCAGUAUCUGAUAACUUGGAAAAACAAGACAGAGGAUAUUUUAAUGAUACGGCACCUCUGUGGCAUUCACAAAAUGACUUUUUGACACCAAAAUUAAGUCGAUCAGAAUCUGAUUUUUCAAAGCUGUGUCAAUCAUACUCUGAAGAUUUUUCUGAGAACCAGUAUUUUGUAAGGACCAAUGGUAGUUCUCUCUUAUCUUCUUCUGAUCGUGAGCUCUGGCAAAGAAGACCGGAAGAUGGCUCAUCAAACUGGUAUGCUAGCUCACAGGAACAGGCAUUCAGUAAUGAGGCAGAUCCCUAUCCAGAAGAAAAUGAACUAGAGAACACUGAAACCGUAGAUAGUGGUGUAAGCAAUGGAGUAAUUUGUGUUUCAGGUGAUCACUAUAGUGAUUCUCAACUUUCUUUACAUGGUGACUUGUCACCUUGGAAAGAGUGGCACCAAUUAGAGCAAGGAACAGAUUCUGGCCUCGAUACUUCCACACAGCAUGUUUUUGCUUACAAUGUCAAUUGCCCUUCAGAUCAACAGGUUGACGGUUAUGCAAAUACUUAUGAAAAGUGCCAAAGCACGGAUCAUCAAUAUAGUCCAGAAACCUAUGAUUAUUCAAUGGAUGGCAAUUCCCCAUCUUGUCCUGGAAAUGACAGUGAAGCACAAAAUGAGUGGCCUAGUGAAUUUGAUGCUUAUAGUGAAACAAAUGCCAAUGAUAUGUAUCAGAACUCAACAAGACUUCCCAUGAUGUACAGAAGCCAGAGUGAAUUGCAAAGUGAUGAUUCUGAGGAUGCUCCACCAAAAUCAUGGCACAGCCGUCUAAGCAUAGACCUUUCUGAUAAAGCUUUUAGUUUUCCUAAAUUUGGAUCAACCCUUCAACGUGCCAAGUCAGCUUUGGAAGUAGUGUGGAAUAAAAGCACUCAAAGUUUAAGUGGUUAUGAUGAAAGUGGCUCUUCAUUUAUGGGCCGAUUUCGGACACUAUCACAGUCCACAGCUAAUGAGUCUAGCACAACUCUUGAUUCUGAUGUGUAUGCAGAGCCCUAUUAUUAUAAAGCUGAUGAUUAUAAUGCAGAAUACAGCCAAUCAGCAGAUGAGAAUGGAGAGAAUUAUGUUGAAGUUAUGGAACAGGUUCUGGCCAAACUAGAAAACAGGACAAAUACAAAUGAAAAUUUAGAACAAGCGCAAGAGUACCAAACAUAUGAAUACAAUUCAUAUGACACAGAAUUUGAGCCUUUACAAAUGGAUAAUUAUGAAACUCAAUUUAACACAUUUGAUGAAGUUGUAGAGCCUGAAUGUGAAAUAGCUUAUGAUGUAACUGAAAAGGAUGAUGAAAAUCAAAAUGUACCAGCAGAAAAAGCCAUUGAAAUUCCAAAGAAAAAAAGAAUCCGGCCUAGCUUCAAGGAGGCUGCAAUGAAAGCAUAUAAAAAGGAAAUGGCUGAUCUGGAAGAGAGGAUUCUUGCUGGAGAUAGCAAAGCUAUGGAUGAAAAGGCAAGAAUCAUUGGAAACUCCUUGGAUGCCUCCAAACUCUAUGAAAUACAGACAUAUGGAGGACCAGCAAGUGGGCUUUAUGGAAUUGACAGCAUGCCUGACCUACGAAGGAAGAAAACAAUUCCUAUUGUCAGAGAUUUGGCCUUGACACUUACUGCAAGGAAAGCUGGAAUAUCAGUAGCGAUGGGUAUCCGUACAUUUGUAAACAAUGAGGAGCUGAAAAUGCAUGUGUUCAAAAAAACACUUCAAGCCCUAAUCUACCCAAUAUCUUCGACCACACCUCACAACUUUGAAGUUUGGACUGCAACGACACCAACCUACUGCUAUGAAUGUGAAGGCCUGCUUUGGGGCAUUGCAAGGCAGGGUAUGAGAUGUACAGAGUGUGGAGUCAAAUGCCAUGAGAAAUGUCAAGACCUGCUGAAUGCCGACUGCUUACAAAGAGCUGCAGAGAAAAGUUCCAAACAUGGCGCAGAGGACAAAACCCAGAACAUAAUCACUGCAAUGAAGGAGAGAAUGAAAAUCAGGGAGAGAAACCGACCAGAGGUUUUUCAGCUUAUUCAAGAAAUGUUUCAGAUCAACAAAGAAGACUUUGUGCAGCACACUAAAGCAUCAAAGCAAAGUGUUUUAGAUGGAACGUCCAAAUGGUCAGCUAAAAUAAAUAUCACAGUGGUUUGUGCUCAGGGUUUACAAGCUAAAGACAAAACUGGUUCAAGUGACCCAUAUGUCACUGUUCAAGUCGGAAAAACCAAAAGAAGGACUAAAACCAUAUUUGGCAACUUAAAUCCAGUAUGGGAUGAAAAAUUCAAUUUCGAGUGCCACAACUCAACAGACAGAAUAAAAGUACGAGUUUGGGACGAGGAUGAUGAUAUUAAAUCCAGAGUAAAGCAACACUUUAAAAAAGAGUCUGAUGACUUUCUUGGACAAACAUUUGUUGAUGUGAGAACGCUUAGUGGUGAAAUGGAUGUAUGGUAUACUUUAGAAAAAAGGACAGAUAAAUCAGCUGUCUCGGGUGCAAUAAGACUGAAAAUAAAUGUUGAGAUCAAGGGAGAAGAGAAUGUGCCCCCUUACCAUGUGCAGUACACAUGUUUACAUGAGAACUUAUUUAAUCACCUGACAGAAGUUCAGAAUAAUGGCAUUGUUAAGAUUCCUGAGGUGAAGGGAGAUGAAGCCUGGAAGGUUUAUUUUGAUGAUGCUUCACAGGAAAUAGUUGAUGAAUUUGCCAUGCGCUAUGGAAUUGAGUCAAUUUAUCAAGCUAUGACGCACUUUUCCUGUCUGUCUUCCAAGUACAUGUGUCCUGGUGUUCCUGCUGUCAUGAGUACCUUACUAGCAAAUAUCAAUGCUUUUUAUGCUCACACAACAGCUACAACAAACGUGUCUGCUUCUGAUCGUUUUGCUGCAACAAAUUUUGGUAGAGAACGCUUUAUAAAGUUGUUGGAUCAGCUGCACAACUCCUUAAGAAUUGAUCUAUCAAAAUACAGGGAUAAUUUUCCUGCUACUAAUACAGAAAGGCUGCAGGACUUGAAAUCAACAGUGGAUCUUCUAACAAGCAUCACGUUUUUCCGUAUGAAGGUUCUCGAACUCCAGAGUCCACCAAGAGCCAGCGCAGUAGUAAAAGAUUGUGUGCGAGCAUGCUUAGACUCUACCUACAAGUACAUUUUUGUCAACUGUCAUGAUCUGUACUCACAGCUAUUAGACCAGGGUAAGAAACAGGAUAUUCCUCGAGAAGAUCAAGGGCCAACCAUAAAAAACCUGGAUUUCUGGCCAAACCUUAUCACUUUGAUGGUUACCAUUAUUGAUGAAGAUAAAAUAUCUUAUACGCCUGUCUUAAACCAGUUCCCUCAGGAGCUAAAUAUGGGUAAACUCAGUGCAGAAGUUGUGUGGAAUCUGUUUGCACAAGAUAUGAAGUAUGCUAUGGAAGAACAUGAAAAGCACCGUCUAUGCAAGAGCACAGAUUACAUGAAUCUGCACUUCAAAGUAAAAUGGUUUUAUAAUGAAUAUGUUAAAGACCUUGCUGCAUUCAAUGAUACCGUCCCUGAAUAUUCUCUGUGGUUUGAGCCAUUUGUUAUACAAUGGCUGGAUGAAAAUGAAGAUGUAUCAAUGGAAUUUCUCCAUGGAGCUCUAGGAAGAGAUAAAAAAGAUGGGUUCCAGGCAACAUCUGAACACGUACUUUUCUCCUGUUCUGUUGUUGAUGUUUUCACACAAUUGAAUCAAAGCUUUGAAAUUAUUAAGAAACUGGAGUGCCCAAAUCCAGAAGCUCUGUCUCAUUUCAUGAGGAGGUUUGCAAAUACUAUCAACAAAGUGCUCCUUCAGUAUGCAGUAAUUGUAUCCAAUGACUUCAGCUCAUACUGUGGCAAAGAAAAUGUGCCAUGUAUCCUAUUGAACAACAUUCAACAGUUAAGAGUACAGCUGGAAAAGAUGUUUGAGAAUAUGGGAGGAAAAGAGAAGAAAGAAGGAGCUAUAGCCUUUUUUAAGCUGGAUCAUGAUGCAAGUGCUAUGCUCAAGGAACUUCAGGUGAAACUGAGUGGAGUGCUGGAUGAACUGAGCUGUAUAUAUGGUGCAAGUUUUCAGGGUGUAAUAGAAGACUGUGUGAGACAAAUGAGUGUGGAAUUAAAUCCGAUGAAAGGAAAUGGAAAUGCCUCUACAAAUAGGAAUAAUGCAGCGAUGGAUGCAGAGAUAGUACUACGGCCACUCAUGGAUUUUCUGGAUAAAACCUUAUCCAUCUCAGCGAAAAUAUGCGAGAAGACUGUUUUAAAACGGGUCUUGAAAGAAUUAUGGAAAUUAGUACUCAACAGAAUAGAAAAACAAAUUGUUCUGCCUCCUCUUACAGACCAAACUGGGGCUCAAAUGAUUUUCAGUGCAGCUAAAGACCUCGGACAGUUAUCUAAAUUAAAGGACCAUGUUAUACGAGAGGAAGCGAGAAGCCUUUCACUUCGGCAAUGUUCAAUCAUGGAAGUAGUAUUAGCAACUAUUAAGCAAUACUUCCAUGCUGGUGGGAAUGGCUUAAAAAAGAAUUUCUUGGAAAAGAGCCCAGACCUACAGUCUUUGAAAUACGCAUUAAGCCUUUACACCCAAACCACUGAUGCUUUGAUUAAAAAAUUUAUAGACACACAAACAUGUCAAGGUCAGUCCACAGAGAGCUCAGUAGGGGAGAUUUCUGUUCAAGUGGAUCUGUUCACUCAUCCUGGAAAUGGGGAGCACAAAGUAACAGUAAAAAUUGUAGCACUCAAUGGCUUACUCUGGCAAACGACUGCUAUGUUCCGGCCUUUUGUUGAAGUCUAUGCAUUGGGUCCCAGUCUCAGUGAUAAGAAAAGGAAGUAUGGGACAAAGACAAAGAGCAACACAUGGUCUCCGAAAUACAAUGAGAAUUUUCAAUUCAUUCUGAGUAAUGAAGAGAGCCCCCGGGCGUAUGAACUUCACCUCUGUGUGAAAGAUUACUGCUUUGCCAGAGAGGAUCGCAAUAUAGGAAUGACUGUGAUCCAGCUGAAGAAUAUAGUGGAUAAAGGAAACUGUGCCUCUUGGUAUCCUCUGAUGAAAAACAUCUGUAUGGAUGAAACCGGACUGACAAUUCUUAGAAUAUUGUCUCAGAGAUCAAACGAUGAAGUUGCGAAGGAGUUUGUAAAGUUGAAAUCCGACAUCCGAUCUCCAGAAGAAGUCUAGGACACUACUACUGGUGCAUGAGGGAACACCUCCAUGGACUCAAAUUAACAUUGAUACAGUGUUGUUGUCUGAGUAGUGUAUGCAUGUGAAAAACAAAUAAGUGGGAAUGUUUAUUUCAAUAUGUUUGUGUUUGCUAGUACAUAUGUACUAUAUUUGCAAGGUAUGUUGAAGAAGAUGUGUAUCUUUUUUUAUACUACUGACAUUGGGCAAGGACUUGCUCUCAUGAAGUGCCAAAAUAAACACUUAGAGCUGAAAUAAUCAUAUGGUUUAUUUUUUAAAUGUUGAUUUCAUAUCAGUUUACACAUGGGCAAGUUGCAUUCCUUCGAAUCAUGUCUUGUCACUGAGCAAACCUUUGUUUCUAGGGAUGUUCCCCAGGGCAACAAUUCCUAUUCCUGUUGUUUAAAAAACCUGGCUUCACAUUUGUGGGCAUGAGUCAAUGCAAACUAAGUACUCAGUCUGGAGGUCUAUGUAGACAUACCCAUCUAUCAAAUGCUAUUCCUACAAGCUAACAAUCAUCUGCAUUUCCCAUUUUCUUUCAGUGAUGUUCCAUACCUUUCCAUUUAAAAGGUCUCCAUUAAAUAUUGUUGUUUGUGCAUAUUUAAAUACUCAAAUGAUAAAGUAUAACAUUGUUUGUAAUUUUAUAUAUCCCUUCUAAACAAAAUGUGUAUUUUUACUUUCGUUUGCAUUAAAAUGGGGAAAAAAGGUUGGGGCUGUCUCUUUCUGGCAUCACUGUGAACACAAACAAAGAGAAGCUUGGAGAAAGAUUUACUUACAAGAAGUAGUUUGUCUCUCCCCAAAGUGGUAGCCCCUUCUGUGUUCACCAGCUAUUUGCUAAGCCCUUCUGUAUAGCACCAUGGGUAAGAAAUGUAUGCUGCAAAAAUCUGCUGGAAAAUCUCUCAGUUUUUAUCUGAGUAUUUUCUUGAACUUUUAUUAUUAUAUAUACAAUAUAUUAACUUCAAUCUGACUCCCAUUUCUUUCAGCUCUGCUUCUUGUCACUGACAAUGAUAAGGGGUCUUUUCCAUAAAUCUGCAGUAUUUUUGUACCAUGCAAAAUGUCUAUAAAUCUAUAUAUAAAUCUGCCACAGUGUAUGUGCUUAAAUCAUUUUAUCGAAUACCAAGGAUUCAAAAUCAUUGAAUGGAAUGCGACUGAUUUGUUGUGCAUUUAUGAAAAUCUCAAUCAAGCAAUGAUUUUUCAUUCAGAUGGGAAUCUGUGUUGCAUUGUAUACUUAGCUGUAUGAUCAGUUAAGUGUUGUAUCUUUUUCAAGAAAAUACAAAUUACAGUUUGUACUUAUGCAACAUAAAAAUGUAUUGCACUGAGGCAAAAGUCUUGUCUUGUAAAUACAUUUAGUCAGACAUUGUAAAAUAAAGUACGAAGAAACA
This is a messenger RNA of Xenopus laevis (African clawed frog), 8841 nucleotides long. It is a transcript of the gene unc13c.L, whose product is annotated as protein unc-13 homolog C. Gene Ontology annotation, cellular component: presynaptic active zone cytoplasmic component; cytoplasm; neuromuscular junction. The record is from RefSeq and is a predicted model, not a curated record. Gene Ontology annotation, molecular function: calmodulin binding; phospholipid binding; calcium ion binding. The transcript has 34 exons. Gene Ontology annotation, biological process: presynaptic dense core vesicle exocytosis; synaptic transmission, glutamatergic; dense core granule priming. NCBI's taxonomy places the organism in Eukaryota, Metazoa, Chordata, Amphibia, Anura, Pipidae. The coding region runs from base 809 to 7462 and encodes 2217 amino acids.